Bufo gargarizans (Asiatic toad) is the source of this 1279-nucleotide messenger RNA. RefSeq names its product C-type lectin domain containing 19A (gene CLEC19A). The record is from RefSeq and is a predicted model, not a curated record. Gene Ontology annotation, molecular function: signaling receptor activity. Lineage: Eukaryota; Metazoa; Chordata; Amphibia; Anura; Bufonidae. Bases 82 to 663 code for a protein of 193 amino acids. The transcript has 5 exons.
GGAAACUUAAUGUGCACAGCAAAGGCUUCCAAGACUGCAAGACUUUUUGACAUCUCACUGAGGAGGUCUUAAAACCUGAAAAUGAGACACUGUCUGGCUGCUUCUUUUAAAUGGAACCUGUUUACAGCCCUUGCAUUGAUCAUUAUAACAGCACAAGCUUUACCCAAGACUGAGAUUAAACUCAGUCAAGCUUUCACAGACGUCACCCAGCCGUACGCCUGUCCUCUGUUCUGGACCGAGUAUAGCGGGAACUGCUACAGGUUCUUCCCCAUAAAUAAAACAUGGGCUGAAGCGGACUUUUAUUGCGCUGAGUUCUCACUCGGCAGGACUACUGCCAAAUUAGUUUCUAUCCACAGCUGGGAAGAAAAUAUUUUUGUGUUUGAUCUUGUGAACAGCCAAGUCCCGGGAAUACCCACUGAUAUCUGGAUAGGAUUAAGUGACAGAAGGCAGGAAGGAGAGUUUGAGUGGACGGAUGGCACUCUGCAUGACUACAGUUACUGGGAUGGAAAUCAACCAGAUGAUGCCAGCAACAGUUCUCCAGAAGAUGAGGACUGUGUACAGAUAUGGUACAGAUACUACAGCGCCUUACGUUCCUGGAAUGACAACAGCUGCAAACGUAAUUUUCCUUUUGUCUGCAAGAUCCCUUCUGUGACUUAUAUGUGACACCUUAGCUCACAGUCUGAUUCCGAAGAAAUUUCUACAAAUGCUUACUCUGGGAAAUUGUACAUAAUAUAACAUUCACUGACUGAAGAGACGUCAAUACAAAAUCUAUCUACUGUCCGACAGAAAUUCACAUCACAGGAGAAAGUCAAUACCACAAAGACACUAACAAAUAUACUAUAUAUCAGAAGAUGUGCCAUAGGUCUUGUGAUGCAACGUGCCAUGUCUAUGCAGACUUGAAAGCCAUGACACGUAAUGUAUAUUACAAAGUGGAUGGCGAACCACAUUUGCACCAUUAAAAACGCAUGACAUUAGAUCCCCUGAAAUUUGAGCAGCAAGCAGCGUUUUUCAGUGAGUCAUGGGAUGCGGAGCAAGACGGAUCGGCAUGAAACACAAUGUAAGUCAAUGUUGCCGGAUCUGUUUUUGUAGACAGAAAAGAAAAAGGAUCCGUCCCCCAUUGACUUACAACGGUUUAAGUGCCGAAUCCGUCAUGACUAUUUUAGAGAUAAUAUAACCAGAUCCGUUCAUAACGGAUGCAGCCGGUUGUAUUAUCAGUAACGGAAGCGUUUUUGCUGAUCCAUGAGGGAUCCACCAAAAAAAACGUAGAUGUGAAAGUAGU